UCGGUGGCAGCCCUGCGCCCGAAGCGGCUGCCGUCCCCAGCUACAGGCCCCCGGAAGUACUACUCCGCGCCCCGGAAGCGGUUCCUCUGGCCGCGAGUGCGCUCCGCCUCGCGUUCCGUGUGAGACGUGGAGCUGAGCGACCAAGGCCGCGAGCAAGAUGCCGGUGGCCGUGGGCCCCUAUGGACAGUCACAGCCAAGCUGCUUCGACCGCGUGAAGAUGGGCUUUGUGAUGGGUUGCGCCGUGGGCAUGGCAGCCGGGGCGCUCUUCGGCACCUUUUCCUGUCUCAGGAUCGGAAUGCGGGGUCGGGAGCUGAUGGGCGGCAUCGGGAAAACCAUGAUGCAGAGUGGCGGCACCUUUGGCACAUUCAUGGCCAUUGGGAUGGGCAUCCGGUGCUAAUCAGGGCAGUGGUUGCCCACAACAUCCACCCCCUCCCAUCAUUCCCAGCCCAUGUACUAUAAUAAAACAAGUCUGAGUA
This is a messenger RNA of Globicephala melas (long-finned pilot whale), 476 nucleotides long. RefSeq names its product reactive oxygen species modulator 1 (gene ROMO1). Gene Ontology annotation, biological process: protein import into mitochondrial matrix; protein insertion into mitochondrial inner membrane. Gene Ontology annotation, cellular component: TIM23 mitochondrial import inner membrane translocase complex. The record is from RefSeq and is a predicted model, not a curated record. NCBI's taxonomy places the organism in Eukaryota, Metazoa, Chordata, Mammalia, Artiodactyla, Delphinidae.